AUGGCUCCCCCGCCUAAGCGAAAGCGAAACGAUCGCACCUACUCACAAGAAGACGAGCGCAAUGGACGGCCGUCACCGCAUCGCCCGCAAAGCCUAGGACUCGCGCAUCAGCAGCAAAACAACAGCCCGCGCGGCGGCGGUGGUGGAGGCGGCAGGCGGCAGAGCAGAAACAGCGGACGCGGCGGCACAUCCAGCGUACCUCAGAGUCCCAGCAUGUCACAUGCAUCCCCGACAGCCAUGUCUCCACCUGCAAACCCGUUCCCGACGACAAGGCCAUCGCAACCAGCACCUUCUGCGCCCGCGCCCGCGCCUGUGACCGCGCCGCCAACCACACGACCCUCGACACCGUCUUCACCGCGCGACGUCCCCGGGAGCAAUGAGUUUUUGACACCGGACCGCGUCGCUCACUGGAAUGGCGAAGCACGCGACGCUGUAGUGAAGGCUGCCAUAUCCGCCCAGGCAGACGGCGAUGCGCUCACGCUUGCAGUCAUCUUUCACGAGAUUAUCGAAGCGUCCAUGCACUGCCUAUUGGAUGCUGGCGAGUUGGGUUCGAUAGUCCGCGACAUCGUCUCUGCUCCUUCAAACGAGCUAGUCGACCCCGUAUCGACGUUCCUCGACACGCUGGGUUCGCUCACACAAGAUGAGGGCAAACAAGCUCUUGUACGUCAGAUGCUUGUUGCGACCGACAUCGACUUGUCGCGCAUGCGCUCCGAGCUGGAAAAUGAUCUCCUCAAGUCCCUGGGCCUAGUCCGCGACAGCUUCAGCAAGAUGGCAGUCCGGAAGGCAACGCAUGCUCUGUAUCGACAGUCCAACUACAACCUGCUGCGCGAAGAGAGCGAAGGCUACUCCAAGCUCAUGACUGAGUACUUUACCACAGUAAACAGCGAACCGCCUACACAGGAAGUCGUGAGCGAGACUUACCAGCGAGUGAACGCACUUAUCGGCGCAUUCGAUCUGGACAUUGGCAGAGUCCUCGAUGUGACACUGGAUGUGUUUGCCAGCCUUCUGGUCAAGCACGGCAAGUUCUUCGUGAAAAUGCUACGGACGAGCGCCUGGUGGCCUCAAUUACGCGGCUUUGACGGCAUUGAGUGGGAAGAACCCGAGGUACCGACCCUGCCCCAGUGGGCACAACCAGACUCGAAGCAAUGGUACUAUUCCGAAGAAGAGAAGGAAGAGCAACUACGCUUACGGGAAUCGCGAGAUCGGAAAUUCUGGCAACGAGUCGGCGAGCUGGGUGACCGGGCUGGCAUACAGGCCUUUUUCGAGCUUGGCGCACGUCGCAUCACUACCAACAAACGACAACCGGACCAGACACUACCUGCUGAGGGUGCUCCGCUAUCCAAACAACAGGCUGCUCGGAAGUGGGCUGAUGAAUGGAUGGAGCAGACCAAGACCCUGCCCCCUCCCGGCAACGACAUCGCAGCUCAACUGCUUGGCUUCAAGCUUCAGUUUUAUGCCUCAGACAGUCGCGAUGCUGGGGACAACCUCCCCGAGAACCUCAUGUAUCUGAUCGCACUCUUGAUCAAGAUUGGUUUCAUCUCCAUCCUAGAUCUAUAUCCACAUCUAUAUCCAUUAGAGGAGGAUAUGCCUGCGCACAAGGAGAAACUCUUCAAAGCCAAGAGGCAAAAGGAGGAACAGGAAGGAGGAGCGGUUCUCAAUGCGCUUACCAUGGCUGGUGCAUUGCCUGACGAUACACCCGGCCAACCAGCUGUUUCCCGCCUCAGGGAUGCCGAGAGUAGACCAAAGUCGGACAGCGGGCGAAAUACGCCUGCUAAACCCGACGAGUCCGGCGACAAGACCAAGGAUUUACCUGAAGCUAGAGACCAAAAGUACACGCUGUUGAAGAGUCUGCUAUGUAUUGGUGCACUCCCCGAAGCAUUGUUCAUUCUUGGACGUCAUCCGUGGUUUCUCGAAGUGUACCCUGAGCUGCUGGACCUCAUCUUCCGACUCGCACACCACUCUUUGAGCAAGGUCUACGAAGCCACCAAACCCACUUCGGCUGAGCGUCCUUUUAUAGCUACCAAGGGAGCCGGUGUCCGCGGACCCUCAAAACCAACCGACUUCGUCCCCCGACGGCCUCUUCGAUGGGCGAAAGCAGAUACAAAGGAUAUGGAUGGUGGAAUCGACUACAAGUUCUAUUGGGAGGAUUGGGUAGACAAUGUUCCCGUAUGCCAAGAGGUGGACGACGUAAUGAAGCUCUGCUCCACUCUUCUAGGCUUGGUAGGGGCAGAGUGUGGCAAGGAUGUCGUGCUCCUGACCAAAAUUGUACGCAUUGGCAAAAAGAGCUUGGCUGACGAUCCCUCGGACGCAAAUCGAAAGCGAUGGAUCAACUUUUCGACAACCUUUAUAGCACCCGCCAUCACCUUCACUGGUCGGAAUCCUGCCGUCAUCAAUGAAGUGUGGGAUCUAUUUAAGAGUUUCGACACCGCAACCCGAUAUACCAUCUACCAGCAGUGGUUCAGCGGAAUGCUCAAACCAGCGGUUAAGACGGCUUUUCAGAAAAUCCAGGUCGAGACCAGGCAGACGCUGAGCCGAAUUUCUGCAACUAAUACCAAGGAUUACGGCCGUAAAAUUGCAAAGAUCUCACACGCCAGCCCCGGGAUAGUCUUUGAGAGAACGGUCAAACAACUCGUCAAUUAUCCCAACAUGAUCAACGUCUUGGUGGAGUGCAGUCGAUACCUUACCCUGCUUGGAUACGACGUCUUGACAUGGACCUUGGUUACUUACCUUCGGAACCCUAACAAAGGCUCACAACAAGACGACGGUAUGCUUUCUGCGCCAUGGCUCAAGAACAUUGCCACCUUUGUUGGUAGAGUCUACGCAGAAUACCGCCUGAUGGACGCAACACCAGUCCUGCAACUGAUCGCGCAUCAACUUCUGUGCUCAGAAGGCGAGCUUUAUAUGCUGGAUGUCCUUGAGCAGAUGGUCAAGUCCAUGGGUGGUAUCAGCUUCAGUGGGUCUGUGUCUGAGUCCAUGAACCUGGCGCUCAGUGGCGGACCUCAACUCCGCACCUUUAUCCUGUCUCAUCGUCUGGCCGACGAUCGUCACAAAGCUGGCGUACCAGCAAGACGUCUUAUCAAGUGGCUAAAAGAGACGGGCCUGGGUCCUCAGAUACUAAUCGCCCUGGCACAACACGUUGAGGCUUAUGUUCACCGUGAAGACCAACAGGAAGUGCCCGACAAGCCUGUGCUCUUCAACGUUGACAAGCUACGCUCCAACCUGCUUCACUUUUUGGAACUUCUUCGCGCGUACAUCUCUGUGGAUGAAUUUGACACCAUCUUUCCUUCGCUGAUCGAAAUGAUGGCGGAGUUCCACGUUGAACCGGAUGUCGCCUUCACCAUUGCUCGUGCGAGCAUAGCAACCAAAGCUAGCGCAUUUCGAGCUGCGCAGCGCACGAAGCUCAUUACCGACAAUGAGACGAACGGCGACACAUCCAUGAGUGGUGUUGGGAACUCGUCACUUACGAAUGGAACCGGCGCCACGGAUGCCAAGACCACGAAAGCUGCUGAAGAUGUGGAGAUGAAAGACUCGGCCCCAUCUACAGAUGCUGUUAUAGGGGAAGGAGAUGCAGCCGCAUCUACCGUCGCGCGAGAGGAAAAGCCCGAUGUCCCCAACCUUGAGAUCGAGAAACUGGCGACCCAACUCAAACAGCACAUGCCUGACACCUUCGGCCAGCAUCCGUGCCUGUCUUUCUACAUCACUUUCUGGCAAUUAUAUCUACGCGAUGUCGACAUUGACGGAAUCAACCAACAAUACAAGGAGACCAUCGCAUACCUUGAGCGGCGAAUUCCAGCUCCUCCGCCCGAGCGACGUGGAGGUUACAGACCUAACGUGCCUAAACCUGAUACAGCUGAAGUUCGCAACGCCAAAGCCGAUAUUGCUCAACUUCGUGAAGAACAGCAAGUCUUCAUCACAGCGAAAGCUGCCACGCAAGACAGCUUACGAGCUGAACUUGGACGAUGGUUUGACGGCGUUCCUAUGAUCGGACCACAGUGCGACGCCUUGCACAAUGCCUUGCUUCAAGACUGCUUUAUUCCUCGCAGCCGCAUGUCACUGGAAGAUGCGCAAUAUGCGUCUUCCAUGCUCAUGUUUAUGCACAGCUCAGGAGUACCUGGAUUCCGCAUGAGCAGACUACUAGACGUUCUCUUCAAUUCCAACAAGCUUAUGGCUAUGAUAAGUAUGUUCACAGAAGGGGAGGCUUCGUCCUUUGGCAGAUUCCUGAGCGAUAUACUGCGCGAACUGCAAAUCUGGCACGCCAACAAGAAUGACGCUUACGUGAAGAACGCACAUGGUCCAGAACAGAACCUGCCCGGCUUUGGAAGAAGCUACAACACAGAGCGGAACGCGACCACGUUCUUCCCUUACGAGCAGUUCUGUAUGGUCUUGUUCAAGUGGCACAAAGCCCUAACAACCGCGCUCAAGGCAUGCUUGGAGAGUGGCAGUUAUAUGCAGAUGCGCAACGCUAUCAAUGUUUUGCAUGCUCUGGGCGGUACCUUCCCCAAGGUCGUAACUCUAGGCACGGAGCUCAAACAGACAAUUCAGGCUUUGGAGGAGACCGAGGAGAGAGAGGAUCUCAAGAAGGCACUGCAAUCUAUACUAGGACCAGUCACGAAAGGGGAGAAGUCAUGGCUAGAAGAGCAUGUAUUCCGCAACACAACGGCGCCACCACCUGCGCCCGGAAGCACGACCAAUGCAAGCGAUAAAGCUGCUCCAGAGAAGGGCAAGACGCCGCAGCCGCACGAUUCAAAACCCAAUGCGACUGCACUGACCUCUAAUCCGAAAUCUGAACCUAAUGGGACCCAGCGUACUCCGGCACGAGACGAUAACGGGUCGAAGCGCGGUGUUCCUAAUCCUGCAACCCCUGUUCCUCUAAGAGAUAGAGAACCCGUCCAGUCUUCAAGACUUUCUGAAGCUAGGCCAUCGACUCCCUCACAGCAGGAGAAUGGUGUCGGUAGAUCCACGUCCAAACCAGGCCCACCGAUGCAUCCGUCUUCUGUGCCACCACGCCCGGAUAGUAGAAACACACCAACCCAGCCCACUUCAGUCGGCAGGCCAUCGCACGCUCUACCGUCGCGACCGGACACGCAACCGUCAAGAACGCGACAGCCCGAGCGACCUCUUACUGAGCGACCUCUUACUGAGCGACCUCUCGAAGGUGGACACAGUCGCUAUGAUAAUAGAGGUCACCCGGCCGAGUAUGGGCGACUAGAUCGUUCCGGAGAUCCUGCACGCCAGCGUGAAGCAUCGCCCGGCCGACGUGCGCGACUGCCUGGUGGCAGAACUCCUGAAAGGAUGCCUGCAGGUGCCGAUCACCGCGAAUGGUCUGGAAGAGAAAGGGAUUAUGAAGAUCGCGCUCUACGACCAAUGCCGCGGGACACGCGAGCACCGCCAGUACGACCACCACCUACUUGGGACCCACGUGACGCUAGAGACCCGCGUGACUCCAGGGACCCACGAGAUCUCAGGGACCAACGCGAACGUUCUGAGCCUCGAGGCCAUGCUCCGCUUCCGAUAAUGGACGCCCGGCGCAUGCCGUCCAACUCAUCGCUGGCCAAUGAAUAUCGGCGAGAUGGACCGCCACCGAACGCUUCUUAUGGCUCAGAACAAAGCGACAGACAUUCGCGAGCACCUCCAGCGCCAAUUCCAGCCAAGGAAGAACCUACAGUCAACCCUGCACGCGCUGCGUUGAUCAAUCAAGUCGAGCAUGGGAGACAUGAACCGCCAAGGUCUGACCGUGACAACCGUCGUGAGAGAGAACCUCGUCUGAACUCGCCUCGUCAUGGCGAGGAUAGGCGUGGUGAGGAUCGUCGAGUUGAUGAGCGCCCACCUAGUUAUCAUGGGCGAAGUGAUGUGCCACGUGAAGUUCGAGACGAGCGCCCCAUCCCUCCAUCUGGAAACCGAGACCGUCGGGAGGAACCAGCAGCAAGCGCACCUACAGGACCCCGCAGUGGACGCAAUGAAUCUUCAUCUUCUCGCGCAUCCCGGGAGAUGUUCCAACCCGCAUCCGGUCCACGGUCAUCCGGUCACCAGGUUCAGGAUCCCAACUACGGGCGAUUGAAUCAGCCUUCUGAGCCGGCACCACCAUCCGGCCCACGUAGCGAUAGGCCGCAUUCACAACCUCAGCCUCCUACACCCACUGCACCUACCGGGCCCGCAGCCUCAUUACCCGCAGGUAUCCAUCCUAGCAGGCUGGUGAACAUUGAGGGCAGACCACCCAGCGGACCACCACUCCAGACGAAUAUACCCAAUGCUCCAAGCGGCCCGCGGGGCUCUAACAGGGCACCUCAAGGUCCUAUUCCAUCUUCUCCUGGUGGUCGGGGGCCACCCACAGGACCUGCCGCUGCCGACCGUGGAUCAAGGAACGCUGGGAACCCUCUACGAGCUAUCAAUAAUGUCUUGACUGGGAAUGCGCCCGCCGACCGAUCAAGUGAGCGCAUUGCACCUCCUCCCAACCCUCCGGUGCGCGGUCGGGGUGCAAGCCGAGCUAACGGUCCUGUGGAAGGCUCAGGCGGUAUGCCAAGCCCCAUGCCACCGCCAGCGCACGCAUCAACACCCAACCGUGUUGAAAACCAACAUCCUAGGAGCAGUCGAAACGACGAUAUCCCAAGCAGGCCAGAUGGCAUCCCCUUGGAGGAAGGUCGCUCCGAGUCGCGCAGCCAUAGGGACAGCAGACGCAGCGAGCGGUCAGGACGUGAGCGAUCGUCACCUGAACGAUCUGAGCGCCGCCCAGACGAGCGAAGCAGCCGCACUGCCCCUUCUGAUCGGCCUGAGGGUGAACGCGGAGGAAGAGAAAAGCGCGGUGGCGAUAGGGAAACCAGCCGGCGAGACCGUGAACGAGAAGGCGAAUCGCGCUCGGCGCGUGAACCACGGGAGAGCAGUAGACGCGAACGCGGUACGCGAGAGGAUGGUGGACGGACCUCUGGCCGAGAAGACCGUGACAGGAGGAGUCGAGGCGGCGGUGGAAGCAGCGGUGUAGACGAUGGUCGCAAACGUGGCCGCGAUCCACAAGACCAGGCCCAUGGCGAUGUUAAGAGGAGGCGCUGA
This is a messenger RNA of Pyrenophora tritici-repentis Pt-1C-BFP, 7044 nucleotides long. The record is from RefSeq and is a predicted model, not a curated record. NCBI's taxonomy places the organism in Eukaryota, Fungi, Ascomycota, Dothideomycetes, Pleosporales, Pleosporaceae.